GAGUGAGCGAAGUGCUUGACAGCUUCGUGGCGUCGCCUGCGAAGUGGCACGGCUUCCUGCAGGAUCAUUACGUCGAGUCUCGGGAACAAGUGAAGAUGAAAUUAUUGGAGACAUUCUUUGGCGGGCGACCUGUUGAUCAAAAUCCCAUGUUCUGGCGUCUGCAGAGCGAUGUUCUGACCCUCAUGGCCUUGGUGAACGACGACGCGCAGUUCGAGUAUCUACGGGGGUUGUUCAAUGAACGCAGAGCGCCUGCUAUGUCCAGGUUUGCUUACGCUUUGUUUGCCGAAGAAGACCACAAGCUGGACGACCUCCUGAACACUAUCUCCGAAAAAAGAUGGAUGGGCUCCAUCAUGGUAGAAGUGCAGGGUUCCACGAAGAGAUUUUUACCGCUGCGCGCUGGGACGGGGACCGCUAUGAGCGGCGAUAUCAUGGUUGCUCGUGAUUUCGCUUGCUGGGUCAUGUUCAAACAGAUGCCUUACCUCGGCAACAUGAGAAAUUGGCGAUAUUUUGGCGCGUGGCUUCCUCGCGAAGUGAUUGGCUACAUCUAUGUUGCAUGCGCUGCUCGUGGAUUUCUGCCGGACCUUGUUUCGCCGAUCUACUACUUACAUGGUUUGUUUAUGAUAAGUGGUAUCCAGAGGAACAGCCAACCCCUGGCCGCUUUCAAUCAGCAUGUCUACAUGGCCCGAUGCUCCCACAAGUUCGUCGACACCUGCAUGCAGGAGUGCCUGAGAUCCAUGGGGUACCCGGUUGAGAUCUAUGAGAGCGGGCCUCUGACGGAGGACGAUGCGAAUCGAUUGUUGGUACCGUUCGGAGCUCGUCUCUGUCCUCGCCGCGUCAGCUCUGCGGACAUUUUUGACAUCGGCGAUGAUCUGCUCAGCUUCCGCGGCCAUUGCGUGCACGUGCGCAUCGGAUGCAACGAUGCAAAUCUCUAUGACGGAUACAUCGCGGUCUCUACUAGCGCGUGGCAAGCGAAUCGGAUCCUGAAGAUUGAGGGAGCGCGCGUCGCCAUCGUCGAGAGGAGUCUCUCCCUGGGUGCACUUCGCGCGGCGGCCCCGCCUGCACCUGGUGCGCACCCAGGGCGCAUGAACAGUUUUUUCGUGGAGGUCUCCAAUGGGAUUGAACGAUAUCUCCCCGUUCGCAGUGACGGCAGCCCCUUGACCUUCUGCUUCAUGAAGGCAGAGAGGUCGGCGCUGCCGCCCGCGGUGAUUGGCAAUGCGCUCAUCCAGUUGUCUGUGGAUGGAUCGCUGGGGGACGCCUUAGCCGGAGUGAGUUUCCUGCUAGGCAUAUUCCGCCUGGCAGAUCUUCCGGCGAUAUCAAACGAUCUCUUUUUCUUCGACGCCGACAGGUAUAUGGAGCAGGAGAACCACAAUUUUGCCGACACUUGUUUGCACGAGUGUCUGCGCUCGUGCGGAUCCACUGUGCCCAUCGAAGAAUCCGGUCCUCUUCGGCUGGAAGACGGCAAUCGCCUCCUGGCGCCGUUUGGAAAGCAGAUGCUCCCGAACGAUUUCGCACCUGACGCGGACGGAGACAACGCCAUCAAUAGUGCGGGUUACGCCGCGCCGUACGUUGCAAACGGGCCCUUCACUUAUCUCGACGGCGACAGCAUGCUGGCUCCGUUCAACAUGUGUUUCAGACCACUGGAGAGAGGCAACCCUGCCGACGGCGACUACGUGCUGCUCAUGGAGUUCCACUUCACUCACCUGCGCCUCAACGAGCAGCUG
This is a messenger RNA of Prorocentrum cordatum, 1721 nucleotides long. NCBI's taxonomy places the organism in Eukaryota, Dinophyceae, Prorocentrales, Prorocentraceae. The record is from the annotation of a GenBank genome assembly.